Messenger RNA from Monosiga brevicollis MX1, 4687 nucleotides. RefSeq lists its product as uncharacterized. Gene Ontology annotation, biological process: regulation of DNA-templated transcription. Bases 278 to 4687 code for a protein of 1469 amino acids. The transcript has 6 exons. Gene Ontology annotation, molecular function: sequence-specific DNA binding; zinc ion binding. The record is from RefSeq and is a predicted model, not a curated record. Lineage: Eukaryota; Choanoflagellata; Craspedida; Salpingoecidae.
UGGCCACUGCCAUUUCCUUGACGACUCGUCUGAUUCUUGGCCGCCUGUUUCGUAACCAAGCUCAGACAACCACUGCCGUCCAACUGCCGUGCAACUUGACAACCACUGGCUGGGCCUCCAACUUGCCUUUUUCCUCCUUCCAGUCCUCGCCAGCAUCACCGUCUCAGCCACUGGCUGAGCCUUUGAUCUUUUGAGCACAUAGUCUGCUUGACCCCUCGCCUCGACCGCCGCCCUGUUGCAUCCGUCAUCACUGGCAACCCUUGCCGCCGCUGCCAACAUGUACGAAACCCCUCUACCCAGAAUGCCCGUGCUGGGCCAUGAUCACCAUCACGGCGUGAUGCCCAAGACCUACGACCUGUUGCAUGCCAACACCACCAUGCAAGACAUUACUGAACCCGAGGCCAGCUCGAUGGCAUCGCACUCCCCCGUCAGCGAUUUUGAUGACGGCCGCGUUCCCGCCCUCUCCGACAGUGACGAUCUCGAUUCCGACGCCUCGCGGGAUUCCCACGUGCAUGUUCCCGCCAACGAGGCCAGCCAAUCCCCACUGGCAUUCCAACCCGCCAGCAAGCCGGCGACCUCCAACAUGACCCCCACCAACGCCAGCACGUCGUUGUCCUCGGCAGAUGCCAUCCGCAUUCAGCUCGCCCAUGAUCGGGCAUCGGCUACACCGCGUCGUCGAUUCCGCUUUGAUCCCAAACCCCUCAAGGCCCCGGAACGCCUUGAUUCUGGUGUCUCCUUUCUCGUCAUUGGCUCGGGUGCCAUUUCCCUCCCCACAUGCCGCAACUACAACAGUGUUCUCUUUCACCAGGUGGUGUCUGCCGCCGCGCCCGAGGCCCCAGCUGCCUCGGGUGAUGUGGUCAACGGCAACCGUCGUCGCACUCGCGUCAAGCGCCCCAACUAUGUAACCGACUACCACAGCGAUCACGAGGAUGAUGACAAUGACGAUGCUGAUGCCGCCGCUGCGUUUGUUCUCUCCUCGUCCAAGGCCAGUGCUGCGACUGGCGCCCCCAAGGCCGCUCGCGCUCAGCACAAGGUCCGCAGCAACGCCGUCUCGCCCCAGCCCAAGAAGGCCCACCGCAUGCCCGCCCACAACGGUCACCAACACAACGGCCACACGCAUGGUCCCAGCUCAUCGAGCACCACCGGAGGUGGCGUGCGUCGUACCAAGACGUGUGCGUGCUGCGGCACUUCCAACACCCCGUUGUGGCGUGACGUUCAGCCCGAUCUGCCUUUGUGCAACGCCUGUGGUAUCCGCUACAAGAAGUACAACAAGAUUUGCAGCUCGUGCCACUACGUCCCGUGCAAGUCAGAGCGCGACAACAAGGCCUGCAGUCGUUGUGGCGAUGUGUUGCACGCCAAGAACGCAACCGCAGCGCCCCCGCGCAAAUCGGACCAAGUCCUCGCUUUUACUGGCAACUCGGCAGUUGUCCUUGCUUGGAAGAAAACCAACGGUCUCACUGAGGCUGUGUUGGGGACCGGCUCAUCGCUCCCCACAACACGCACCACCACCACCACCCCCCGAGAAUCGUGCCACCGAACGCUGACGCUUCGAGUGACGACAUCAACACCAGCUCGGCCGUCGGCGCCGUGCCCCAGUUGCGACAUUUCCGUGGCCCCUCGACCAUUCCAACACCAUGAGCGAAAAGUCGCAUGCCUCGGCUGGUAUGUUGGCCGAGUUCGACAAGACAACGAUCGCGGAUCGAAUCCUCGUGCUCUUGGUCCCAUGCACCCAACAGGCCUCACACACCCAACUCAUCUGCUUUUGCUUUCCCCGCACUCCAUGACAGUGGCCAAGCGCCGCUCGGAACAGAUGGAAGCUCAGAAAGAAGCCCUGAAGCGCAAAAUGAAGGAAAAGGAGGAGCGUCUGAAGCAGAUGAAGGAGCGACGCAAAAGCUCCAUCUCCACCAAAAGCACGGCCCGCGCCGAUCCCGCCGGCCGCCUAAAACCUCGCAGUGCGCCAUCUGCGGCCGCAACGCGGCCUCCAACUGCAAAGGCCAAACCCUCGGCCUCGUCAGCCGCUAGCAAGUCGGCCAGCGCCAUUCCGCGCACCUCGCGCCAAACUUCAGCUGCCAGCUCCCCGCGCACGACUCGAACCACUGCGAGUGGUGCUACCACCACCACUACCAAGACUGGCACCAAAAAAACAGCGGGCGCCACCUCCAGCAAGUCUGGCACCAAAUCCCUGGGUACCAAGGCUGCAUCCAAAGCAUCGCCUAACAAGACCAGCCCGGCCAAAACAACCGGAUCGAAGACCGGCAGCAAAACCGUAUCUAAACGAGAUGCAACCACACGUUCCACCAAAGCAUCAGCCAAGCCCGCCCAUGAAGAAGAAGCAGAGCUUGACGAACAGGCACAGCUCGAGCCGGAGACGAAAACUGACGCCCGCGACGACGCCCCCUUAAUGCAAGUCUCAGAUGACGAAGGCAGUGAGCCCGGUGACCAUGACAGCGAGGAUCAUGAACAGGACCACGAUGCUCAGGACGACGCCAAUCAAGCGGACCAGGAUGACCACAGUGACGCCGGGGACGGCGCAGCAGAGGCACAUGCUGCUGAGGGUACCGAAGCAUCGCCUGCACCGGACACCGCCCAGCUUCCAUCACGCAAGGCCGUCGAUCGCUCUGCCCGCCGUCGCAUGCAGGCUGGAAGCGCCGAGGACGGCUCUGAUGUGGGCUCGGACGUCCCAGCGGUUGCACAGCCCAUGGAAGGUGAAUCAUGGGUCGAUGCCGCAAAGCGGGUGGAGAUUGAGCAGGCUGAGCAAGAACAGCGCCGCCUCGAAUUAAUUGAGGAGCAGGAGCGCGAGCGUCGCUUGGCCGAGGCUGAGCGUCGGGCGGCCGAGGAGGAAGCUGAGUUCCUACGCAAGGCUGAGGAAGCCCAGCGCUCAGCCACAAAGCGCGAAUUGCUGCGUCAACAAUCUGCAGAGCAGCGCCAGCAAUACCGCCGGGAGCUUGAGAAGCAAGCUUUGGAAGAGGUCGAGGCUAAAAAGUCUGAGGACCGCAAGAAGGCAGAACAGAAAAAGGCCGAGCGCUUGGCUCGUAAAGAAAAGCUAGCCAGCCUUCGCGCUCGUGUGAUGACAGCCCGCACGGGCACAUCUAGCCCUCGCCGCAUGUCCCCAGCUUUGGUCGAGAGUGGAGCUGAACCCACCAACCUGGAACUUUCCGGCGAUAGCGACAAGACCGCCGCUGUUGCCUCUCCAUCCACCAUCGCUCGCCCUCAGCCCCGAUCAGGGUCUGCUGCCUCUGCUGCCUCAGGCUUUAAGCCUGAGGCCCAUGCAAACAAUGAGUCCCAGGCGGCAUUCGAAGCUGACGCGAAGCCCGAAGCUGCUGAAGUUGAAGCGACUGAGCCCGAAGCGACUGAGCCCGAAGCGGAGCUUGAAGCGGAGCCCGAAGCGGAGCCCGAAGCGGAGCUCGAAGCGGAACCUGAAGCGACUGAGCCUGAAGCAAAGCCUGAAGCGACUGAGCCUGAAGCAGAGCCUGAAGCGACUGAGCCUGAAGCGACUGGGCCUGCAGCGACUGAGGUUGAAGCGACUGAGCCUGAAGCGACUGAGGUUGAAGCAACGGAACCCGAAGCUACUGAGCCCGAAGCGGAGCCUGAAGUGGAUCCCCAAACGACUGAGCCCGAAGCGACUGAGCCUGAAGCUGCUGAACCUGAAGCUGCUGAACCUGAAGCUGCUGAGCCCGAAGCGACUGAGCCUGAAGCGACUGAGCCUGAAGCGACUGAGCCUGAAGCUGCUGAGCCUGAAGCGACUGAGCCUGAAGCAACUGAGCCCGAAGCAACUGAGCCCGAAGCAACUGAGCCCGAAGCAACUGAGCCCGAAGCAACCGAGCCCGAAGCAACCGAGCCCGAAGCGACUGAGCCCGAAGCGACUGAGCCCGAAGCGACUGAGCCCGAAGCGACUGAGCCCGAAGCGACUGAGCCCGAAGCAACUGAGCCCGAAGCAACUGAGCCCGAAGCAACUGAGUCUGAGUUUGAACCUAAAGCCGAGGCUCAAGUUGCACCCAAUUUCGAGUCCAACUCUGAGGCUGACGGGGCUGAACCAAAACUUGUGGUGCCUGAACCUACGGCUGAAGCUCAAGUUGCUGCUGAAGACCAACCUGACGCCGAGCCUGAACCCAACGUGGCUGAGGCUGUGCCUGGACCUUCAUCUGAAGUUGCUGCUGAGCCUGAGGUCGAGGCUGAGCCCGAACCUGCGAAUGUGCAGGAAACGGUGACCGAACCCGAUUCCCAAUCACACGCGGUACAGCAAGCUGUGGGUGAAGGCGAACUCGAGGCAGAAGCUGAUGUGACAGAUGAUACCAAGAUGGACCACGACCUAGAGACGGAGCUCAGGAAAGAGACAACCUCCAGUGUCGACGAAAAUACUGCGCCCGCGACGACAAGAGUAAGCACGAAUCCCUUUGCUUCAAGUCGCUCUCAAGAAGCCGUGGUCACGCCUGCAGUGACGACAGGAGUAAGCACAAAUCCCUUUGCUUCAAGUCGCUCUCAAGAAGCCGUGGUCACGCCUGCAAAGACGCAGACUCCGACUUCGCCCUCUCGUCCUAUUCGGCGCAGUAUCCCAGCAUCCACUCCAAACGUCGCUUGGGAAGAUAUUGAGGCACAACUGCGGCAAUCCGUAUCAACGCUGCGCGUGCCCCACGAAAAGUGGCAUUCCGUCGAUUCAGCCUUGCAACAGGCCCUUGCCAGCAACUAA